Debaryomyces hansenii CBS767 is the source of this 1245-nucleotide messenger RNA. RefSeq names its product DEHA2C00440p. Gene Ontology annotation, biological process: amino acid transmembrane transport. Gene Ontology annotation, molecular function: amino acid transmembrane transporter activity. The transcript has a single exon. Bases 1 to 1245 code for a protein of 414 amino acids. The record is from RefSeq and is a predicted model, not a curated record. Gene Ontology annotation, cellular component: vacuolar membrane. Lineage: Eukaryota; Fungi; Ascomycota; Pichiomycetes; Serinales; Debaryomycetaceae.
AUGUACUGUGGAUAUCUUUUAUGGAAGAUAUAUUUAAAACUUGACUCAGAAAAGUAUCCUUUAAAAACUUAUGGUGAUAUCGUUGGCCGUAUUUAUGGCCCUCGUGUAAGAUACGGUGUUGAUUUCCUUCAGUGUCUUCAAUUAUUAUGCAGUGUUUCUGUUAUUAUUCUUGGUAAUGGCCAAGGUUUAUCACAGAUUACAAAAGGAAAAGGCUGCUACACGGUAUUAAUUUUAGUCUGGUCCCUUGCUGGUAUGAUAAUUGGUCAAAUUAGAUCGUUGCAAAGAUUUGGUUUCUUAGCGAAUUUAGCCAUCUGGAUGAAUGUUUUCGUUAUUAUUGCAACAAUGGCUUCUGUUUCACAUUCAGCGCCAAACUAUGUAGCUGCAGCAGGAACAAUGGGUAUAAAAAAAGGGCCAGUUAUUACUAAAAUUAUCAUGAGUGGGUCUGGUUCAACCGCUUUCACAAAUCAAUUAUCUGCAUGUAUGAAUGUGGUAUACUCUUAUGGUGGUGCAAUGGUUUUUGUAGAGCUCAUGUCGGAAAUGAAACGUCCUUGGGAUUUCUGGAAAGGAAUGAUAACUGCUCAAGUAUUUAUAAGUAUUGUUUACCUCUUUUAUGGUUUAUUUGUAUAUUCUCAGCAAGGGCAAUUUGUGGUUAAUCCUGCAAAUCAGGGUAUAAGUGCAUAUACAAUACAAACAGUUGCUAACAUAGUUAAUUUGGUUUCAGCUCUUAUUGCUGCUGGACUUUAUGGGAAUGUCGGUAUCAAGGUUUUUUACCAAACAUUCUUCCAAAAGGUUUUCCACACUCCAGAUAUUACUUCUAAAAAGGGAAGAUAUAUCUGGUGUAUUGCUAUUAUUAUGUAUUGGGGAUUUGCAUUUAUUCUUGCUUCUGCAAUUCCGCAGUUUUCAGCUUUAACAAGUCUUGUGGGUGCUGUAUGCAUUUUGCAAUUCACAUAUACCUUUCCAGCAAUACUUAUCUUUGGCAUAGAUUUGCAAAUUGGUGCACUAGCAGGAGAUGGUGAAUAUGAUCCUAUAAGUAAGUCAACAAAUCGUGUGGAUUCUUGGAAGAAUGCAUCAAGGUGGAUUCGUGCGUUCAAGGCGAAAUGGCUUUUAAAUACCUGUCACAUCGUUCUUUUUCUUGCUUCAUUAGCUACAGCAAUUCUUGGUAUCUAUUCAAGUGCUGAACUUCUUAAAGAAUCGUUUGCUAGUGGGAUAACCACUUCUUUUACUUGUAAAUCUCCAGUUGCAUGA